Molecule: messenger RNA, 366 nt
Organism: Malassezia pachydermatis
Lineage: Eukaryota; Fungi; Basidiomycota; Malasseziomycetes; Malasseziales; Malasseziaceae
Exons: 2
Coding region: 1-366 (121 amino acids)
Source: RefSeq, a predicted model, not a curated record
AUGCCGCUGCAUUUAGCGCACCAUAAAAGCUAUCAAAGGGUACGCGAGGAUGAAGAGCGGGCGCGGCGUGAAGAGGCGAGCGAGGAUCGGCGGCUGGCAGCGCGUGAUCGAUCCGAGCGCAUUGCUCAACUUCGACGACAGCGAGACGCGGCGAAAGGCGUAGACGCACCAUCUACAGAGCCAUUACCAACUACGUCUAUCAAUUUCUGGGCAGAGAUGGAGCGUGAGGCCAAGCCUGCUCAGACAUCCAACACAUUCAAGCAAGCGGUGGAUUUGGACCCAUGGUACGCGCGAUCUAAGUCCCCAGCACGGACCGAUGAGAAGUACAAGUACGUAUGCCUAUUGCUUACACAGACGCCGCGAUGA